UGUUUGCUUCUGGAGUGAAGGGGUUGAAUAAAAAGUGUGCCACUGGGAAGGCCUCUGCAUAGCUGGGUUGGGUUCUUCCUCUUCAAGAAAGACGACGGCUGUAAGCAAUGGGCCGCUCUCGCGUCGCGUCGCGCCAACCUGACGAUGACCCCAACCAAAGAUCCAAGAGGAAAAAGGCAGCUUUGAAUGCAGAGAAUUUAGAAACUUUAAGUAUAGGCCAUGGAAUAAGUGAAGGGAAAGUGUCUCUUUACCAUUGUAAUUAUUGUGACAAAGAUAUUUCCGGGAAGAUCCGCAUUAAGUGUGCUGUUUGUCAAGAUUUUGAUCUCUGUGUGGAGUGCUUCUCUGUCGGAGCUGAGGUGACACCUCACAAGAGCAAUCAUCUGUAUAGGGUUAUGGAUAAUCUAUCUUUUCCAUUGCUAUGUUCAGACUGGAAUGUGGAUGAAGAGAUGCUACUGCUAGAGGGUAUUGGAAUGUAUGGAUUUGGCAAUUGGGCUGAAGUAGCAGGAUGUGUUGGAACAAAAAGCAAGUCUGAAUGUAUUGACCACUAUAAUGCUUUUUACAUGAAUUCACCAUGCUUUCCCCUCCCUGAUUUGUCUCGUGUUAUGGGAAAGAGUCGAGAGGAGCUCCUUGCUAUGGUCAAGGAGUGUGGUGAUGUUAAGAAAGAACUUUCUCCAAAUGCAGAGCUUACACUGAAAGAAGAGCCUCAUUUUUCUGCAGGAAUAAACUCAGAGGAAUCUAAAAAGGAAGAACCAACUAAUCAAACAUUGUGUGGCUUAACUUCAGGUGCUGAUAUGGGUUCUGUCCCUGCCAAGGCUUACUCAAGUUCAAAUAAGAAGGCUUCCAAUACUAACCAGAUUAAUAACCGGCUUAAAAUGGAAGUGGAGUCUCAAGUGGAUCGAAGGAUUGGAGAGAAAAAACCCAAGUUAUAUGGGGACGAUGGGCCUUCUGUGAUAGAGUUGAGUGGAUACAAUUUUAAGAGAGAAGAAUUUGAGAUUGAAUAUGAUAAUGAUGCAGAACAAGUAUUGGCUGAUAUGGAAUUCAAGGACACUGAUACUGAAGCUGAACGUUCAUUGAAACUACAAGUUCUCCAUAUAUACUUAAAAAGGUUAGAUGAACGAAAGCGGAGAAAGAAUUUUAUCCUUGAAAGAAAUUUGCUUUAUGCUGACCCUUUUGAGAAACCUCUCACACCUGAAGAGCUACAAAUGUGUCAGCGCUACAGGGUCUUUGCACGGUUUCACUCAAAAGAAGAGCACAAGGAGUUUCUCAGAAGUAUUAUUGAAGAGCAUCGUAUUGUCAAACGAAUACAAGAUCUCCAGGAAGCCCGAGCUGCUGGAUGUUGCCUAUCUGCUGAUGCAUAUAGAUUUAUUGAUCUCAAGAGGACAAAGGAAGCUGAACAAAGUGCCUUCAAAGAGACUGCCAAGAAUACGCUUGCUGCGACACAAGAAUUCUCAGGGUCCCUAGAUGAUUGGGAUGUCUCUGGAAUUAUGGGGGUUGAGUUAUUAUCAGAAUCUGAGAAAGAACUUUGUAAUGAGAUCAGAAUUCUACCGUCACACUAUCUCAACAUGUUGCAGAUCAUGACACUAGAAAUUUCUAAGGGCAGUAUGACUAAGAAAUCUGAUGCAUAUAUCUUGUUCAAUGUAGAACCGAGCAAGGUUGAUAGAGUUUAUGAUAUGCUUGUGAAAAAGGGGAUUGCUCCAACUUGAUGUAAUGUUGUAUUGAUGGUGAGGCAAAUAUAUAACAGCUUGUUCAGGUUAGUUUGUCUA
Prosopis cineraria is the source of this 1763-nucleotide messenger RNA. Its product is annotated as transcriptional adapter ADA2a-like. Gene Ontology annotation, cellular component: nucleus. The transcript is spliced from 13 exons. The record is from RefSeq and is a predicted model, not a curated record. Bases 108 to 1703 code for a protein of 531 amino acids. Gene Ontology annotation, molecular function: chromatin binding; protein binding; transcription coactivator activity. Lineage: Eukaryota; Viridiplantae; Streptophyta; Magnoliopsida; Fabales; Fabaceae. Gene Ontology annotation, biological process: regulation of transcription by RNA polymerase II; chromatin remodeling.